CCCAUCGCCUCCUCUGGAAGAAGAAAGUCAGAAAGAAUUGAAUUGAGGUCAAAAGGAGAAAACGCAGCAAAAGAAAAGAUUGAUUGAUUGAUAGUUAUUGUCAGAAAGAGAAAAAGGAAGUCAAAAGGAGGAAUUAAAGGAGGACAAAAGGAGAAAAAGGUAGCAAAAGAAAGGAAAAGAAAGUCAGAAAGAGAAAAAGGAAGUAAAAAAAAGGAAUUAAAGGAGGUCAAAAAGAGAAAAGGCAGGAAAAGAAAGUCAGAAAGAGAAAAAGGAAGUAAAAAAAAAAGGAAUUAAAGGAGGUCAAAAAGAGAAAAGGCAGGAAAAGAAAGUCAGAAAGAGAAAAAGGAAGUAAAAAAAAAGGAAUUAAAGGAGGUCAAAAAGAGAAAAGGCAGGAAAAGAAAGUCAGAAAGAGAAAAAGGAAGUAAAAAAAAAGGAAUUAAAGGAGGUCAAAAAGAGAAAAGGCAGCAAAAGAAAGAUGAAAGUCAGAAAGAGAAAAAGGAAGUCAAAAGGAGAAGAAAUUCAGUUCGAACGAAGGAUAAAGGGUAAGCCAAAAGAAGGAAGGAGAUCGAAAUUAAAGAGGCCAAAAAAUGAAGGUGGAAAGUCAAGAAAGAAAGAAAGAAAAGGCUGGAGGGACACAUUUUAAGCCUCACAACCAAGACCAGGGCCAAGGUCAAAGUUUACUCCAAAAUUUCAAGAAGGAGACACACGAGCUGCCAGCUGACCCCAAAGUGACCUAGGAUACCACCAGCCAGCCAUAUGGGGCCUCGUCUGAACAUCAUAGUGGCUGCUGCCGAGAACCAUGGCAUCGGGAAGGGCGGGGAGCUGCCAUGGAAGCUGAGAGAGGAAAUGAAACACUUUACCCGAAUGACCAAAAGACUGGAUUCCCCAACAAAACAAAAUGUGGUACUGAUGGGACGCAAGACCUGGGAAUCUAUUCCUUCCAAGUUUAGACCUCUUCCUGGACGCCUUAAUGUUGUGCUUUCCUCACAAAUGAAAGAGCAGCAAGAUGGCAAACCUGUUGUCUGUAAAAAUUUUGAAGAUGCUUUGAAGAAGGUCAACACUGAGAGCCCAGAAGUGGAGACUGUGUGGGUCAUAGGAGGUCACUCCCUCUACAAGAUGGCUCUUGAGUCGGAGCACCUUCAUCGCAUAUACUUAACAAAGGUCAUGAAGGAUUUUGAGUGUGAUGUUUUCUUCCCCUCAUUCAACAUGAGUGAAUUCAGACUUGUUGAGGAUCCCUCUGUUGCCAGUGGAGUGCAGGAGGAAGGUGAUAUUCAUUACAAAUAUGAAGUUUAUGAAAAAAUAUAAGUGGUUUCAUGUUUAACAUAUCAAACAGGAUGUGGAGGCACAUAUAUCAAUAUAUUGUAGUUAAUAAAUUUAUCUAUGGUCCUGUAAACUAGUAAUUCUCAGUAUGUAGUUUUGAUGGGAAAUUGCAAUGUGGUUUUGAAGUGUUUGAUUUCCAAACGUUUUCAAUGAAGUCCCUGAAAUGUGUAGACCUCUAGUUUCUUUUGUAUUUGUAACACUACAUUUCUGAUUCCCAUGCUUGGACUGUGAAUACCUAACGCUGGGUGAUUUUCCGAAUCAUAUCUUUUUUGAAAAAAAAGUGGGUCUUAUAUGGCAGGAAAUAUGGUAUCUUAAAAAUAAUAAAAUAAAGAAGCCCAGCAAUGUAAGCAGAUAUGUGUUGACGGAGCCUCUAGAUAGCUUUUCUCAUAGAUGCAUUGACAUUUGAAUGACCUCAAAGAGGAGAUAGUUUUAGCCAAGAUUGUAAUUUUCUUAAAUAAAAAAAAAAAAUUUCUUCAUCAGUUUUACAUAUAUAAAUCUGAUUAUUUUUUUUACUAAUGAAUAUAAUAAAUACAUGAAGGUAUGUAGGUAACUCGAUAUACGCGUUUGAUUUACGUGUUUUUUUAAAUAACGCGGGGUCAAAAAUUCAAAUGAUUAAUUUACACGUUUUUUUUGGACUUAUACACGAUAUUUUAUGGAGUGGCCACCAGAUGUCUCACGCAACUGGACUCACAUGGCGCCGUGGCCACACAGCUGAGCUCAGUUCUUCCCGCGCGCCACUUGAACAACAAUACAGUACCCACGCUGCCACGCUACUCAACAACAACAACACCCUCGCUGCUGUGCUACCACGAGGGGAAGGGCAGCCAGAGGAGGAACCACGAGAGGGAGAGGAGUCAGAGUGAUACAGUAGGCAAUAAAGGUACAAACCUA
This is a messenger RNA of Eriocheir sinensis (Chinese mitten crab), 2211 nucleotides long. It is a transcript of the gene Dhfr, whose product is annotated as dihydrofolate reductase-like. The record is from RefSeq and is a predicted model, not a curated record. Gene Ontology annotation, biological process: glycine biosynthetic process; dihydrofolate metabolic process; folic acid metabolic process. Gene Ontology annotation, molecular function: dihydrofolate reductase activity; NADP binding. The transcript is spliced from 8 exons. Gene Ontology annotation, cellular component: mitochondrion. The coding region runs from base 757 to 1305 and encodes 182 amino acids. NCBI's taxonomy places the organism in Eukaryota, Metazoa, Arthropoda, Malacostraca, Decapoda, Varunidae.